Messenger RNA from Puntigrus tetrazona (Sumatra barb), 4329 nucleotides. It is a transcript of the gene nlk2, whose product is annotated as nemo-like kinase, type 2. Gene Ontology annotation, biological process: intracellular signal transduction; protein phosphorylation. The transcript is spliced from 11 exons. The coding region runs from base 1249 to 2850 and encodes 533 amino acids. Gene Ontology annotation, cellular component: nucleus; cytoplasm. NCBI's taxonomy places the organism in Eukaryota, Metazoa, Chordata, Actinopteri, Cypriniformes, Cyprinidae. The record is from RefSeq and is a predicted model, not a curated record. Gene Ontology annotation, molecular function: MAP kinase activity; ATP binding.
CGUAGCCGUAAUGGCGCUAGCUUCCACACGCAACAAGGGCCUGUUUAUUAUGGCUGGACCGCCGUCUCUUCCUUUCGUCCGCUGAUUGGCUGUGCUACUUCCGAAGCGGGACGCGAUUGGCUCAGGGACCUGUCGAUCAGAAGAGGAAUAGACGGGUACCCAAGACGGCAGGGUUGCGCGUGUGCCUUCCCAGGUCCUAGCAGCACCAUCCGGCGAGGGGGUGAGGACGCUGGCCGCCUGUUUUAUGACUGCAAGGAACACUGGAUGUUUUUAUUUUGAUUUUUUCUUCACUGGAUAUACAUGCCCGCGAUAUUGAGCGCAGGAAAGCGGCACGCCGGCGAACGAGCACAGCGUUAUCGAUGGGGAAGAUAAGUUGAAGGCUUCGGAAGAAUGUUUUCCUUGUUUCGGGAAAACGGAUUGCUCCGUUGAUCAACGUGAUGGGUGUUUCGAGGGGAUUUUGACAUUUGGAGCGGAUCUGGAGCUAUCCAUCUACAGCUUCGGGCUCGAGCGCAACUGAAAGCGGCAACAGAGCGCCAUACUGCAAAACAAGCUUCCCGGAUCGAUACAGUGUAGCAGUCUUUUCGCACGGGAGAAUUGCGCGUUUUCAUGUAAAUGUAAACAAGUAAGCUGGCGAGCAAGUACCAAGUCAGCAACGGUGGCCUGAUUGAGAUCCACGUAACUUCUGCAAACUGCAUGCAGCCCUGGCGGUGGAAACAGGGCUGGAUGAGCCCAAAAUGGCAAAUAUGAAGAAAUCUAAAAGAUGAAUGUUGCAUUUCCCCCGUAACUUGUACUAUCCACCUAAUUUCCCUUUCCACAGAAGCCCGAGUUUCGAGCGAAGCAAGGUGCUCCUCAUGCCUCCAACAUGAGGGAGAUUUAAGGCCGUGCGGAAUUGAUUUAUUAUGGGGGGAGCGCAUUAUUUUGAUUUGAUCCCUCUCUCCUUUUUUACUUUUCUUUUGUUUACCCUCCGCGAGGGCUUUCUCGGAUGUCCGCGGUUGUCAUUUUGCUAGUUUGCGACGUAUAACGCGAAAGAUCCUCCGAAGUAGGUCAGAUCAAAGCUGGAGAGUUGUUAGUAUGACACCUUUUCACGCUCAUCUCGAUGUACGCCGGACAUUUCUGCUUUGAUUUGACCCGUCGUUUGGCUCGAUGACAGCCAAAUGAGAGUUUGACAUCUCGGCAGCCUCCCUCUCCAUCUCGUUCGCCUCUUUGUUUUGUUUUUCCACCUCUCAUUUCGGGCUGUUGAGCGAGCGAAUGGCUCUGUGCGGAACGACGGCUUCCAAUGCCGCGAAAAUGAUGGCUGCGUACAACGGCGGCACCGCGGCAGUGGCAGCGCAUCACCCGCACCAUCACCACCAGCUGCCCCAUCUCCCACCACCCGCCCACCUCCACCACCAUCACCACCCGGGCCAGCAUCACCUCCAGCACCCCGGCUCGGCCGCCGCCGUGCACCCCGUGCAGCAGCACGCCUCCACGGCCGCGGCCGCCGCUGCUGCCGCUGCGGCGGCGGUGAUGCUGAACCCGAGCCAGCAGCAGCCGUACUUCCCCUCGCCCGCUCCCGGACAAGCUCCGGGGCCGGCGGCCGCUGCAGCCCCAGCGCAAGUUCAAGCCGCCGCCGCCGCCGCCGUGAAGGCGCAUCACCACCACCACCAACACUCGCAUCACUUACAGCAACAGCUGGAUAUAGAGCCGGACAGACCGAUCGGAUACGGAGCUUUCGGCGUGGUUUGGUCAGUGACAGACCCCAGAGAUGGCAAACGCGUGGCCCUCAAAAAGAUGCCCAAUGUCUUCCAAAACCUCGUCUCCUGCAAGAGGGUUUUCCGCGAGCUGAAGAUGCUUUGUUUCUUCAAGCACGACAAUGUGCUGUCAGCUCUGGAUAUUCUGCAGCCUCCACACAUCGACUACUUUGAGGAAAUUUAUGUGGUGACAGAGUUGAUGCAGAGUGACCUCCAUAAGAUCAUCGUGUCUCCACAGCCCCUGAGCUCUGACCACGUCAAAGUCUUUCUCUACCAGAUCCUCCGAGGACUGAAGUAUCUACACUCAGCUGGUAUUUUACACAGAGACAUUAAACCCGGCAACCUGUUGGUCAACAGCAAUUGUGUGCUUAAGAUUUGUGACUUUGGCCUGGCGAGAGUGGAGGAGCUGGACGAGUCGCGUCACAUGACCCAGGAGGUGGUGACGCAGUACUACAGAGCGCCAGAGAUCCUGAUGGGGAGCAGGCACUAUUCCAACGCCAUCGACAUCUGGUCUGUGGGCUGCAUCUUUGCCGAGCUGCUUGGCCGACGCAUCCUCUUCCAGGCCCAGAGUCCCAUCCAACAGCUGGACUUGAUCACAGAUCUGCUGGGGACUCCGUCUCUGGAGGCCAUGAGGACGGCGUGUGAGGGAGCCAGAGCUCACAUCCUGAGAGGACCACAUAAACAGCCCUCACUUCCUGUCCUGUACACCCUGUCCAGUCAAGCAACCCAUGAGGCCGUUCACCUCCUCUGCAGGAUGUUGGUCUUUGACCCAUCAAAGCGGAUCUCUGCGAAGGAUGCCCUGGCACAUCCGUACCUGGACGAAGGGCGUCUGCGGUACCACACCUGCAUGUGCAAAUGCUGCUACACCACUUCCUCUGGCCGCGUCUACACCAGUGACUUUGAGCCUGUCACCAACCCCAAGUUUGACGACGGCUUUGAGAAGAACCUGACGUCAGUUCGGCAGGUCAAAGAGAUCAUUCAUCAGUUCAUCCUGGAGCAGCAGAAGGGGAAUCGGGUACCGCUCUGUAUCAACCCCCAAUCAGCUGCCUUCAAAAGCUUUAUCAGCUCAACAGUAGCUCAGCCCUCUGAGAUGCCUCCAUCUCCUCUGGUUUGGGAGUAGCUGAGGACAGCGGAGAAGAUGGCAUGACAAACAGCGGCGGUGGACAUCCCUCUGGCGGCCCGUCCCAUGUCCACCCCUCGCCCCCUGGACUACUGACCCCCAGGCAUCCCCAAACCUGCGUAGCAUUUCACUGGAGUCUAGGACUAGCCAUGUCGCUGAUAUGUGUGUGUGUACUGUAAUACUUACUAAAUGGAGUUUUAUAGAAGCAACCACUGCUGAUGAGUUCAAGCGGGACACGGGACGGGUGGGCAUGGUCACGGGGGGUCCGUUCGUACAUACCCACUGCUCUGCAGUAGUGUACUAAAGGUUCGUGAAGGGUAUGAACCUGUACUUUCAGCAGACGAAGUCGACCCCUGUGGACUUGAAUGUAUUUUGAACAGCAGGGCGGCAGAGUCUGUGCGGUAUCCCUGAAGGAAAACUCAUCACAACUACAUGUGCGAGUAAUCACGCUUUAUUUAUUCAUGGAAACAGGAAGUGCAGUGCUUCAUGUAGUACGGAAAGAAGGCGAGUUCCUCCGAAUCCGUCUUUCGCUCAUGCUAGAACCGGGGGCGAAAAAAAAAACGCUGUCCUCAUUAGUAGCCUAUUUGUUAGGCCCAUCCAUAGAAAUUUGUGAAUUUAGGUAACGGCCAUUGUGAAAGGUGCGGUCACAUUAACCGCUGCUCCGAAUUUCAUGCUCGACAUCGAAUCGUUUCAGGAAUCCGUUUUGAAGAAAACUCCUGAUGCAGAAGUAGUUGGUCAUGUAAAUUUGUCGCGCCGACCGACAGAAAGCUGCCUCAUGCAUAACUACUAUUUUGGGUGACAAAAAAAAGUGGAAAAAUCGUCAGCGAAACUGAAAUAUCGCUAGUGUGACCGCAUCUUACGAACUGUGACCACUCGUUCGGCUAGAGUGAGCUGCUCAUUGCAUUUAUUGCCUUCAACGGCGGUGUGAUUUUUACGACUUUUCUUCCAUUUUUGCUGUCGUCUGCACUCUUCCUUUCUUUCUCUAUCGAUCUAUCUUUGUUCGUAUCUCGCUUUCCGUCUCAUAUUCAACUCUUCAAAUCAGUAUUCCUUAGCGCAGCACUUGGCAGAGAUACUGAUUCGUAGGCUUCUCUUAGUACUCCUGAAUGUGGAUGUGUUGUGUCAGUAUUUAGUACUUCGGAUCGGUGACUGAGCGGCACAACGACUAGAAAAGGAUCCAAAGCAUGCAAGAUCGGGCCGAGGGAAAAUGCUCCUUUUUUUUUUUUUUUUUUUGCGAAGGAGACUUUGUGAGCGUGUCCAGAAAUCUCGCAGGUGCUUGUCUCCAAUCGAGACUGAAAACCCAACUAGCAUGUAGCGAAACGAUAUGGGGAGAUUUGCGUUUUCAGAUGAACCCUGCUCUCCCUGAUGGAGUAUGUAGAAUAGCAUGCAAACCAAAUUAAAGGCUAAAAACUAAAAAAAAAAAAGGAAAUAAAUAAAUAAUAAAGAAAUGAUGGGUUGAGCUGUUGGUCAACCGAACCAUUC